Molecule: messenger RNA, 2557 nt
Organism: Dreissena polymorpha
Lineage: Eukaryota; Metazoa; Mollusca; Bivalvia; Myida; Dreissenidae
Exons: 6
Coding region: 116-2392 (758 amino acids)
Molecular function (GO): oxidoreductase activity
Source: RefSeq, a predicted model, not a curated record
UUGUACCAUGCGUUAUAGUUCACGUAGAGAGUAUAUAUAAAUAGGACCUUUCGCCAGACCUCAAGCCGUUAAAGGUCGUCGUCUGGAAAACGACGGAAUUCUUUCAACUAUCGGCAUGGGGUUGUUGCAAAAAAUCGCGCUGGUCUUGUGUGUAUCGGCUAUUACAUAUGCUGACCCGCUCGGAAAUUUCUUGCCUCCAGAGCUCGCUGACUGUGUAAACAGACUUACACCUUUAGCGAACGGCACGGGUCCUGUGGCCUCAGUAUCCGCUCUGAAUAUCAAAUAUCGAAAACAUGAUGGCGUAGAGAUAGCAAUCGACGCUGGCACCGAAGUUCCCCAACUUGAAACACCAGAAGACGUACAUCUGUAUUGUAUCCAGCAGUUCGUAUGGAAAGCGGACAUGGUACAGUGGAAGGACUACAACAUCACGAAGAAGGACAAAGACUUUAUCAAUGGCCUACUUGAAUCCAUGAUGAAACCAACAGGGACAAAACAGUCAAGAAGCAAGCGCCAGGCCGGUGGUCCAGGUGGUAUGUUUUCGCCGACAGGUUUCCGCGUCCGACGAGAAAUUAGGCGGAUAUCCGACGGAAGAAGAAAUGCAUAUUUCGGAGUAGUGCGCAUGUUGAAAAUGAAAAACACGUUCGCCAGACUUCAUCGGGGCAUUGUACUUAACUCCGCCCACCAGGGUCCAAACUUUUUGGGAUGGCACAGAGUCUACCUAGCCAUGUUCGAGGAAGCAAUAAGACGAAUUGACAGACGACUUUCACUGCCGUACUGGGAUUCAACGCUUGACUUCGACAUGGUCAAUCCGGUAAACACAAUUUUGUUCUCACCGGCGUUCUUUGGAAACGGUGACGGAAUGGUAAUCACGGGACCCUUUGCCAACUGGCAAACACCUAUUGGUCCCUUGACUAGAAAUAUAGGUGGCACAAGUCGACUGAUGUCAAAACAGGUAAUCGCAGCGAUCAUGACCCGAUGUAGGACAAUAGAAAUUAACCGAUUUACUGCUUUACCUCAGUUCGACCUUGAAUUAGCCCACGGUGGUCCUCACUCGUGGGUAGGUGGACAAUUUAGUGGUCUGGCGACAGCAGCCUUCGAUCCAAUAUUUUUUCUCCACCACGCAUUUAUAGACUAUAUCUGGGAAAUGUUCCGUAUUCACCAAGUCAGAGACUGUGGCAUUAACCCGGAAUUUGACUAUCCAGACCUAUCUCCUCUACAUGCAGCACUAAGGCCAAUGGACGGAUUUCCAGGUUACAUGAAUAUUGACGGUUAUCGAGGCUACUGGACGCGAUUCUGGUAUAGAUACGAACGUUCUCCCAUGUGCCCAUGCGGUUCUCCAUAUUUAACAUGCCAUCCGACCCGUGGCGUGUGCGUGUCACGUGAACGUAUGCUUGCUCCCGACGAAGGAGCUCCGGGUGCUUUUGGUGCAAUGGCCUACUCUGCUGCUGGAACGGCAGCAUCCCCACGAGCAGCUCGAGCAAGAGCUCAGGUCGCAACCCUCGACGUCGGUCCAGUAUUCGAUGCGCCUCCCCCUGAACCAAGGACGCAGGCGGCUCAGACAAGCAUGGCCGCAAUGGGAGCUUUUAGACGAAAGAAGAGGGCCGUACCGCAACAAAAUGUAGCGCCUUUCCAAUCUGUAGGUGAUUAUACAAAUCAGCAAAAUAUUAUGCAACCACUUGCAAUAGGAGAACAAUUUCUUGCCCGAGAAUCCGAUGGUCGAACAUCAGACGCUAUGGGAAUUGCCAGCGGUUUGUCUACAGGGCAAAGCGUCGAUAAGGUUAUGCAAGAUGUUUACUCAGGACAUGCAUUUCCAGUCGCAGAACCGAUGUCACUGCUCCCCGUUCCAGUGUGGGACACACAAGAUUCAUAUCUAGAAACUCCUAGCUCUUACAUUUCCAACUCAUCGGCUUCUGACUGGCUUUUUGUUCCUGUUCAAGUGACAUACAACGCUAUUGGUGCCGACAACUCUGCCAAGACGCCGAGUAUGAAGUGUCUGCCAUCGGAUGCAACGUCGACUCAUAUUAAAGUGUCCGCACAAGGCCUAAAUUAUCUGGGAGAAAACACAGACUACGCGGUGGUGGAAAACAGCAAAACUCUUCCUUCCGCCCACGCCAUUGUCGCCAUACGGGCUCCAGUGGUCGGACCGUCUAUAUCCAUGGUAACUGCAAGUCACGGAUGCGGGCUUAUGUGCAAACCAAUGUGCAUAAACACCGAGACCGGCACGUUGCAGUACAAACCAUGUACGGGAAUACUGUGGAUCAAACCAGAAGAUGCAACAGCAUACGUCCGAUCCCACGACGAGGCUGCGGAAAGCCUUGCAAAAGGUGGGGCAAAUUUCCCAAUAAUGUUCCAGUGUCACAAGGACAGCCAGUCUCCUUUGAAUAAGCUAUAAACCACUACAAUGUUGUUCUUUGUAUAUUCAGAGUUCAACAUGAAAAUAAUAAAUAAAAAACGUCCGUUAUUCUCCCUCCUGUUUUAAACCUGUAAAAUAAGAACAUUACAAUACAUAUUAUUUAAUGAAAUCGCUUCCUUUGAAUUGUUUGGGCUUGGUGUAUGU